Schistosoma turkestanicum is the source of this 2058-nucleotide messenger RNA. The record is from the annotation of a GenBank genome assembly. NCBI's taxonomy places the organism in Eukaryota, Metazoa, Platyhelminthes, Trematoda, Strigeidida, Schistosomatidae.
AUGCUUUCAACUACAUGUUCAUUGUCGUCCGGUAAAUCAUCACAAUCAAUCAAUUAUCCACAAUUCGAUAAUAUUCAAUUAAAACAUCUUCCAAUUGACAAUGGAUCUAAUACUAUACGUUCUGUACCAAAUGCAUGUUUCACACGUGUCACGCCGACAAAAGUCGAUAAUCCUCGUAUAGUUUUAUUAUCACCUGAUGCACUAAAUCUGUUAAAUAUUCAAUAUGAAAUUAGUCAUCCAGAUAAUAAACAGAACUGUGAAGAGAAAACAGAACAGAAAGAAGAAGAAACGCAUUGUUUAGUUGAUUAUUUAUCAGGGAAUAAAUUAUGGCCUGGUAGUGAUCCAAUAGCUCAUUGUUAUUGUGGUUAUCAAUUUGGUAGUUUUGCUGGACAACUUGGUGAUGGUGCAGCAAUUUCACUUGGUGAAAUAAUCAAUGAACAAGGUGAACGUUGGGAAUUACAAUUGAAAGGUUCCGGUUUAACACCAUUCUCUCGACAUGCUGAUGGAAGAAAAGUAUUACGAUCUAGUUUACGAGAAUUUCUAUGCUCUGAGGCAAUGUAUUAUUUAGGUAUACCAACUACUCGAGCUGCAUCAAUUAUUACAUCUGAUACACUAGUUGAACGUGAUAUGUUUUAUACAGGUGAUAAUAUAUUUGAAAAAGCUAGUAUAACUAGUAGAAUAGCUAAAACAUUUAUUAGGUUUGGAUCUUUUGAAAUAACUAAAACUCAAGAUCCAAUCACUGGACGUUCUGGUCCAAGUGUUGGUAAUUUGACAAUUGUAUCACAGCUUACUAAUUUUGUGAUACAACAAUUUUAUCCUGAUAUAUGGGCAGCACAUUCCAAUGAUCUCAUUAAAUGUUAUUUAGAAUUCUUUAGAGAAGUAGUAAAACGUACAGCGAAUUUAGUAGCUUUAUGGCAAACUGUUGGAUUUUGUCAUGGUGUACUAAACACAGAUAAUAUGAGUAUUAUUGGUUUAACAAUUGAUUAUGGACCAUUUGGUUUUAUGGAUCAAUUCACAUGGGAUCAUGUACCGAAUACCUCAGAUCCAGAUGGACGUUAUUCUUAUGCACAACAACCAAGUGUUUGUCAAUGGAAUUGUGCUCGUCUAGCUGAUUGUUUAAUUCAAGCAUUAAUUGAUCAACAGAAAUAUUUAUCAUCUGAUGAUGAUCAAAGAAUAAUUACUAAUGAUGAUCUUAGCAUAAAAUUUACAGAUAUUUUACAUACUACUUAUAUGCCUUAUUUUCAAAGUGUUUAUUUAGAUAGAAUGCGUAAAAAGUUAGGUUUGCUUUAUGCUAAAGAUGAAAUCGAUAAAGAACUUAUACACAAUUUAUUUGAUACAAUGGAAAAAACUGGUGCAGAUUUUACAAAUACAUUUCUAGCAUUGGAAGAUACUUUAUCUCAAGUAUUCUAUGGAAAUCAUGAUGAAGAUUUAUUCAAAAAAUUUCUUCUUAAUGAUGAUGAUGAUAACAUUGAUUCAAAUGUAUUGAAACCUGAUCUGUUAGUUAAAGAAUGUUGUAGUUUAAGUCAACUACAAGAAACAUUUGAACCGAUUGAUAUGGCAUUACAUCAUUAUUUAUCAUUAAAAUUUGCUGGUAUACGUGAAAAUAUUAUUGAUAAAUUAGAAGAAGUGAAAAUGUUAAAAAGUAAAGAACGCGAAAAAUUAUAUGCAGAAUUAGAACAUAUGACAAAUGAAGAAUAUCAAGAAAGAAAUAAACGUUUAUGGUCUGAUUGGUUAAAAGAAUAUAAAACACGUUUAAAAAUUGAUUUUCAAGAGGAGAAUAUUAAUAACAACACUAGUGGCAUGCAAUUGUUGGAACGUUUAGCUUUAAUGCAAUCUGUUAAUCCACGUAUAGUUCUACGAAAUUAUUUAGCAGAAGAAGCUAUCAAAUCAGCUGACAGUGGAGAUUAUACAAUUGCUCAACAAUUAUUCAAUUCAUUAUGUACACCUUAUGAAAAUGUGAAUAUAUCUUUAAAUAGUAAAUCAUGUCAUCUUGCAUCCAGAAUCCAAUAUCGUCCUCCUGAAUGGUCUCGUAAACUGCGUGUUUCUUGCUCAUCCUAA